CAAAAAAGAUGAUCUUUGGUUCAACAUACACACUUGCACAAAAUGGCUACCCAUAACAUUGUUGUCUUUGGAGGAGACCACUGUGGUCCGGAGGUAAGUACCAUAGCUUCCAAUCAAAGGAAUAAUUUGUUCUAACAAAGAAUAGGUCAUUGCAGAGGCUGUCAAGGUACAAUUGAGCUUGUAUGCUGAUGGCGGGGUGAAGUCACUAAUUGAAUGUACAGAUCUUGAAGGUCAUUGAGGGAAAGAGACCAAGCGUUGGCACAUUCAACUUCCAAAACCAUCUCCUCGGCGGUGUGAGUAUUUCUGAAAAUUAUACAACUUUUUCAAUGAAUCCAGAUCGAGUUCCUUUUCUAAUCACUCCCUAGUGUUCAAUUGACGCAACCGGAGAACCUCUCACAUCCGAAGCUCUCGAAGCUGCAAAAGCCGCAGAUGCAGUCCUCCUCGGUGCAAUUGGAGGUCCGAAAUGGGGAACAGGCAAGGUCAGACCAGAACAAGGUAUCCUCGCUCUGCGAAAACAGAUGGGCACAUAUGGAAACCUUCGACCAUGCAGUUUCGCAUCCGAAUCUCUCGUCGACAUUUCCCCACUUAAGGCUGAUGUCUGCCGAGGUACCAACUUCAACAUCAUCCGAGAGUUGACUGGUGGAAUAUACUUUGGAGAGCGGAAAGAAGACGAUGGUGACGGAAUUGCCUGGGAUACCGAACCAUACACUCGUCCGGAAAUUGAGCGAAUUACUAGACUUGGGGCACAUCUCGCAUUACAACACAACCCCCCAUUGAAGGUUUGGAGUUUGGAUAAGGCAAAUGUUUUGGCUACCAGCAGGCUCUGGCGUAAGGUCGUUUCUGGGGUUAUGGCGAAGGAAUUCCCGCAAUUGGAAAUCGGUCACCAUUUGAUUGAUAGUGCCGCUAUGCUGAUGGUCAAGAAUCCAAGAGCUCUAAAUGGUAUUGUAAUUACCAGCAAUUUGUUUGGAGAUAUUAUCAGUGAUGAGGCGAGCAUGAUUCCUGGUAGUAUUGGUUUGUCACCAAGUGCAAGUUUGUCUGGUCUACCAGAUGGAAAUGGAAAGUGCAAUGGUAUCUACGAGCCAAUUCACGGUAAGUUUUUUAGCCUCAUUAGUAUUAUUUCUUGUCUAACAGCUACAUCAGGAUCUGCACCAGACAUUUCAGGACAAGGAAUUGUCAACCCUGUCGGUACAAUCCUUUCCGUUGCAAUGAUGCUGCAAUACUCGCUUCAGCUUCCAAAAGAAGCCAAAGCUGUUGAGGACGCGGUCAGAAAUACUAUUGAGAACGGUGUCCGAACCAGGGACAUUGGAGGAAGCAAUUCUACAACCGAGGUUGGAGAUGCAGUGGCUGCUGAGCUAGUCAAAAUCCUCGCUACUCUUGGUUAGAUAAUUACUUGUUUCAAGUCUCAUAUCUGGAUCAUACGUUUUGGAUUUUUACGUUUGUAUCUGCAUGAUAUUAGGUAGCUUGAUUUAUACAAAGAGUAUUAAUGCAAGGUUUUAGUAACCAAGAAUUUCAUCUCCUGAAUUGCUGU
This is a messenger RNA of Hymenoscyphus albidus, 1528 nucleotides long. The record is from the annotation of a GenBank genome assembly. NCBI's taxonomy places the organism in Eukaryota, Fungi, Ascomycota, Leotiomycetes, Helotiales, Helotiaceae.